CCCAAACCCACACGUCUUCCCCCUUCUCCAGCACUUUACCAUCGUCAUAUCGUUCUAUCUCUCUCUAUUAUCCCCUUUUUCUCUAUAUUCAGCUUGGCAGACUAACCUUUUCAUUACCAGGGUUUUGUGUCGUUGGCGACGCGGCUGUGAGUUUGGCUUGAUUGUGAAUAUUGGGCUUCAAAUCGUCUCUUCACCUUGACCAUUACCACUUUGACUGGCCCGCCAUAGCUGACUUUACUAUCCCCUUUUUCCCUGUUUCUUGUACUUCUUCAAAAGAAGAGAAAUCGAGUGGUGGUGUCAACUGUUGUCUAGCUAGAUCAGCUUGGCGAAGGAACUCCGAGAAAUUGUCCUGUACAAGGCAUCUUUGUCUUCAAAACAUACUCCCAAAAGACUUCCAUAUCUCCUGCACUUGCCAUCGAAGGCAGUCAGGUAGCUUAUACUCAUUCGUGAGGAACCAAGUCUAAUCCCGCUUUUGCGAGUAACAAUUGUGUUCUCUUUUCGGCAGCCUUGUACGGUCGGGAUUUACAUGUACUCUCCUUGAAGCUCAUCGAGCCAGAAGCCUGUGCAUAACGAAAAUCAAGAUCAAUCAUUUACGUCAGAAUUCAGAUAUCCCGUACAGGAAAUUCGCGAGAUGGCUAAUACUGAGGAUGAUAACUUUGACAUUGACAUUUACGGGGACGGUGGGGGUUACAAUGGGAAUGAACAAGAAGGCGACUUCAAGGGCGAAGAAACAGAUAUCAUUCUCGAUGCUUCGGAACAACACCAGAAUGGUGAGGUAAAUAACGAAGGAACGGGUGAGAAGUACAGUAAUGGUAAUGGCCAGGCCGAGAAUGGCAGUCACAAGAUAUUUAAGACUGGAGAAUCUAGUACCGCAACACCCCAGCCUGCGAAACCGCCUCAAGCCCAGUCUCAACCUCCAGCGCCACCACAGCAAGGGGUGAAGCGAAAAGAGAGUCAUGAUGAUCGAACUGCGGAUCCCGAUGCUACUACUGCACUAUUUGUUUCUGAUCUAUACUGGUGGACUACAGACGAUGAUAUUAGAGGCUGGGUGAAUCAAGCGGGUGUUGAAAACGAGCUUAAAGAUGUCACGUUUAGCGAGCAUAAGGUGAACGGUAAAAGUAAAGGACAAGCGUUUGUUGAAUUCAAAUCGCCCCAGGCUGCAACGGCCGCCAAACAUAAAAUUGAAUCUUUCAACACGCAACAAAGCUCAAGAAAACACACCGUCACGUAUACACAUCCUCACACCAAUCCAUUCCGUACGUUACCAAAGGAUAACCCUAUGCGCGGUAAGGAUGAUCGACAAGCGCGUUCCGGAUCGACUGGCAGCUUCGGUUCCCCUUCAACCCAAAGCUCCAGUUUCGGCAUGAGCAGUGGCGGUGCUUAUCGCGGGGGUCGCGGUGGAGGCUACAAUCGCGGCGGCAUGACUGGAGGGUUUAACGCUAAUCGUAGCUUCUCCCAGCCGAUGGGAGCUGGGAACUUCCAAGGUGGUGCCAUGGGCGGCGGGUUCCAAACCGCCCCAGUUGGCGGCAUGCAACCUUACGGCGGCUUUAAUAACCGUGGCGGCAUGAUGGGCAAUAUGCGAGGUGGUCCCGGCGGUAUGCGGGGAGGUCGGGGAGGUAUGGGAUCUGCGCCGAAUCCUAUGAUGCCGGUUGGUGGGGUUGCUAAUGUUGGUGGAAUGGGUGCGAUGGGCAUGGGCGGCAUGCCGAUGGGAGGCAUGCCCAACCAGAUGGGCGGGAUGAUGGGUGGUAUGGCAGGUAACAUGGGAAUGCAAGUUCAAGGCGGCUUCCAAAACCAAAAUCCUCAUUUCAAUCCUGCAUUCUUUGGCCAGCCUCAUGGCGGCAACGACGGCGCUUGGAACCCACAUGGCGUGAAACGAACCCGCCAGGAAUAAAACCCAGAAUAACCUCAUCUUAUUGUUUCACUCUGGCUUCUCUUAUCAGAUGCUUUCUUAUUGCCUUCGACUCGGAUAUUCGGUUUCCUUCAAUCCUGCUUUUCUUUUCCUCACCUCUGAACCAGCCGAAAUUGUCCUCGCUUCAAGUCAGCUUUUCCAUCUUCAGAUUCUUCUCCAUUUCCAUCAAGUUGAUUUCCUACCGUUUUUAUUCUAGGUUGUAUUAAGGGAAUUCAGAUAACUUUCUUGUUUUCUUGUUCUUCUGCUCUUUUUUAUUUUUAUUUUUUAUAUGCUCUACUCCAUCUUCGUCCUUCACAAAUGGCCCUUGUAUACUGGCCAUGCUCAUUCAAAGUGUUCAUGACCUCUUUUCUCCCUUUUCUCCCUCUCUCCGCGCGUUCCUAAUCCUUCAUAUUAUUAACACUACCUUCCCACGACUUCCUCAUUCUUUAAGUAGCUCUUGGUUCGCCAUUUCUAUACCUUGGUAGGUGGUAUGGCCGCUGCACGUUGCUUAAACCUACCUCGAGAAUAUUUUUUUACGCGAUUAUGAUGUGGCAAUUUAUUCAGCCUUGGUGGUUUUCUCUUUCUAUUUGUUUGGGUCUCAUUGUCUUUCCUUUGCAGGCUUCCUUUGCAGGCUUCCUUUGCUUCGUUCGUUUUCUUUCUCUCGCGUUUAACCAGGCUAGCAUUCCUCAGGUGGGACCCGACAGAAUUAAUCUGAUUGUAAAAUUUGGAUAUUUUUGGAGCCCUUCGUGUACAUGUUGCCUAUGUUAUUUCUUCUGGUAUCCAUUGGGGUCACCGACGCAAAAUAUAUUACACCGAGAUCUACUCACGUUCCGCUCGAAGACUUCAAGGAUAUACCUAAAUGAGGCUUCACAUUUCAUUCUGCUGCAAAAAUCUGACAUUUGAUACAUAAUGGAAAAGGGGGGGAAAACGAGUGUGGCAACCAGUGCGAUGUCUGUAUGGACCCUUCCGGGCGCACAGACGAAUUACGUGGGUAAUAAUCAUCGUGUUCAACAUCAUUCCUUCCUCCAAGACCUUCCCUCCCGCCUCGUUAAAUUUCCCUCAGGUCUUGGCUCUGCAGGUCUUCCACACAUAUCAAUCCCAUGGGGUCUGUUUCGAACCGAACAUCUCUGGAUAGCGCCUCAAAUCGAAUGCCGCAUGACACCGCCCUACCCGUGCGGAGAAAAGAGUGUGAUACUUCCAUUGUCCCUCAAUACUCGGUGAAUAUGUCUUCGAUGUUCCUGUACCUAAUUAUCGCCAUCUCGAAAUCAGGGGAAAAGGUGACCGACCACCCCUGGGGGGGAGAAACCUCCGGUAGAUUACUCAAUUUAUGUAAAGCCGACUUUACGCCUUUCAUUUUCUGUUCAGAAAAAUCUCUCUCCAGUUCGCGGGAAUCGGCUCAUCUGGAUGUUUCGCCUCCAUGUGUCUCUUGAGGUUUUCUCCUCGACUGGUCUCAUAGUCCCCGCUGGGGCACCGAUAACGUUUCACCAGCCCGGGGAAUGAUUCCCCGUGGACACUCCCGAGGUGUCUCUGAAGGUCCCGCUCCCGAGCGAACUUUUUGGUACAGUUGGGGACUUUGCAAGGCCAAUCCUUUACAUGAUAUUUCGCAUGUUUUCUUCAGCCAGAGGACGACGGGGGGGAAUCGUAUGUAUUAGCUAAAUAUCUCUUGAAAAUGGAAGAGGGGAAAGGGGUAGGGAUAUCUACCGGAGAUCGCAUCGACGUUUCAACUCUUUCCCGCAGUGCAAACAGAAAAGUUUCAACGUACGGCUUUCACCUUCACUUAAGGAGUGAGCCGGACUUUGUCCGGAUGGUGAACAGGUAUCGUUUCGUACGGUGGUAGCUGGCUGGGCUUCGUCAGCCGUACAACGCAAGAAAUCCUCAAUUUCGCAGCCUGCCAAAUAUGAAGAGGAGUAAUCUAAUGACGACUCCGAAAGGGAGUAGUAAGCGUCGUCCUGGGUUAUAUCCUGCUGCCGACCUGGUAUGGGAGAGUUAUAAUAAGCUCCCUCUUCAACUUCAGGGGAUCGGCUAAGCGUGAGAACCCUAGGAUCGAUGAAUCCCUCUGUGAAUGGCUCCUUUGGGUCAGGGUCGAAUUGGAAUAUUGAUGGAUUUUCUUGAAGGUAUUCUAUGGUUUUGAGCGCGGUGCUCGCAAAACUAAGGAAUGGAAUAGGGGGAUAAUAGGAAUAAAAGAACGUAUGGAUGCAAGUUAAAGUGCAAGCAAGAAAUAUAGAACUGAGCUGAGCAGCACAAAAUGUAUAAUGCACUAUUGAAGAAAGGAAAUCCCCUGUAUUUCUUCAAGAGAAAGCAGAGGAAGUAGAGGCCUUUUAUACAGAGGAAUUGGCUGAGCAAGGCGGAUUGAGGCCUCCAACUGCUGCGGGGCGAGGCUUGGUAUUUCAUGCCAACACGGCGAAGCGCCCUGAUGAAAAGAUCCAAUCAGAGCUGACGACGUUCCCUGUAAGUGCAUCUUUUAUGCAAGCUAAAAUUCCUGGAUCUUGGAGGCCCUGACGACCGACCGACGACUCACAAACACGCCAGAACAAUUGAGACGGCCAGUCCUGUUUUCAAUUGAUUUCCUCUCUCCUGGGGUCCAGAAGAAACUUAAAGGGACUUUACCCGUAGACCAUGAAAAUGCCGCGCGUUCGUCAACGCAAGAACGCGAUUUCUGCAUCUUACUAGAGUCAGAAAGCCUCUUCCUAUUGACGCCUUGCGCAAUGGCCUGGGGGGUUUGGGGAUAAACACGCAAAGACCGCAAAGCUUUAGCAAGAAUAGGGAUGGAGAUUCAGAUUUGCGACAAGAUCCUGUGAGUAUGAUGUAUAUAUGAAUGUUGUGUAUGAAACUUGUGCAUCCAUCAUUCAUCGCCAUGCUCUUGAGGCUGAGCAACUUUGAUGUUGUAAGACUCUGAGACAUCCAUCCCUUUUUAACCCAGAUUUGAAUCUAUUAUUUAUUUUGAAUGGAUGUCAUAUCUCAGUCUGGCGCCGAAGCGUGCGUGGUUUAAUCUCCUCGGUGAAGCGGAACAAAAAUAUCAAGCUCAAUGUCUAAGUCGCGAAGGCACCAGCGGAUUGAGUUAAAGUUAGGGACUAAACUGCCGUCUCUAUUGUCCAUUAGAACAAUAUUCGCA
This is a messenger RNA of Blastomyces dermatitidis ER-3, 5000 nucleotides long. Its product is annotated as RRM domain-containing protein. Gene Ontology annotation, cellular component: mRNA cleavage and polyadenylation specificity factor complex. The record is from RefSeq and is a predicted model, not a curated record. The transcript is spliced from 5 exons. Gene Ontology annotation, biological process: mRNA alternative polyadenylation. Lineage: Eukaryota; Fungi; Ascomycota; Eurotiomycetes; Onygenales; Ajellomycetaceae. Bases 632 to 1891 code for a protein of 419 amino acids. Gene Ontology annotation, molecular function: mRNA binding.